AUGCUCCGCCAAGGACUGCGGCUCUAUGGGAAGUGGUGCCGUUUUUCUCGCCCCAUUACUCAGCUGCUUACCUUAACUGUGGUGACGUUUGGCGUGUUGGCUCCCUUGAUUUGCCACCGGCUCCUCCACUCCUAUUUUUACUUACGCCACUGGCAUCUGAACCCCAUGAGCCAGGAGUUCCUGGAGCAGAACCAGGAGGAUGGCCAGGCCGCCCUCCGUUACUUCGAGGACCUGCGGACUCCUAACUCCUCGGAGAUCUCAGGCGACAAGGCCCUCAGACCGUGGCUGCUCAUCACUAUCAUCACCGUGCAGAGGCGGAACGAGUUCCACUACGUCCUGCAGGUGGCUUCCCGCUUCCACCGCCUCCUCCAGCAGUGUGGCCCUCACUGCCGGAGCCACCAGAUCUUUCUCUGUAACGUGGAGCAGGAGCCAGGCAGCCACCAGGAUGCCAGGCUGUUGGGUACCUUCUUUGCAAUGGUCAGCCGUUACAAAAACUGGGAGGACCCCAAUGCCUCAGUGAACCAGUUUGAGAAGGAGAAGCGGGACUAUGCCUUCUGCCUGGAGCAGUCGCUGUUGGCCUACAGUCCAGAGUACGUCCUUCUGGUGGAAGACGAUGCUGUUCCCGAAGAGGAGAUAUUCCCUGUCCUUCAGCACCUGCUGUUGGCACGGCUCUCAAAGCCACACCUCAAAGAUGCCCUCUACCUGAAGCUGUACCAUCCCGAGCGGCUUCAGCGCUAUAUCAACCCGGAGCCCAUGAGGAUCCUGGAGUGGCUCGGCCUGGGCAUGUUUCUGGGCCCUCUGCUGAGCUCUGUGUACUCCUGGGUGUCUGGCCGCCCAAGCCUUACCUGGCCCAUUGUCCUGUUUUUUGCCUUGUACAGCAUGGCACUCGCAGAGCUGGUGGGGCGCCACUACCUGCUGGAGCUGCGCCGGCUGGCUCCAGCACUCUACAACGUGGUGCCAGCCACUGAGUGCUGCACACCUGCCAUGCUGUUCUCCGCCCCUUCCGCCCGCCGUGUCUUGGGUUACCUUCAGGAGCUGCACUGCCGUCGGGGCUUUGCCAAGGACAUUGCACUCUACUUGCUGUUGCGCACCAAGGGUGAGAAGGCCUAUGUGGUGGAGCCCAAUCUCAUCAUGCACGUGGGGAUGUUUUCCAGCCUCAGGCCAAAUGACAGCCCUAAGCUACUGUGAUCCACCGAGAAAUGCCCUUAUGGAAAGGCUGGGAGGAGCCAAGGGAGCCUUGUCUGUGGACAGACAUAGCAGGUGUGACUUCAGAUAGCAUGCCAGUUGCAACUGUGCUCAGAACUACCGGCGCCACCUAGUGGAGGGAAAGGAACUUU
This is a messenger RNA of Chelonia mydas (Green sea turtle), 1337 nucleotides long. RefSeq names its product post-GPI attachment to proteins factor 4-like. Gene Ontology annotation, biological process: GPI anchor biosynthetic process. The transcript has a single exon. Lineage: Eukaryota; Metazoa; Chordata; Testudines; Cheloniidae. Gene Ontology annotation, cellular component: Golgi membrane. Bases 1 to 1188 code for a protein of 395 amino acids. The record is from RefSeq and is a predicted model, not a curated record. Gene Ontology annotation, molecular function: glycosyltransferase activity.